This is a messenger RNA of Microthlaspi erraticum, 1053 nucleotides long. The record is from the annotation of a GenBank genome assembly. Lineage: Eukaryota; Viridiplantae; Streptophyta; Magnoliopsida; Brassicales; Brassicaceae.
AUGAGUUGUCAUAACGCAGGCAAUAGUCUGGCUUUCUGCCCUGAAGAUGAUACGCGGAGGAAGGUGUCUACGUCGUCGUCUGGGAUAUGGUCGUUGCCAGACGCGGUGGCUUUGACCAUCCUGUCGCAGGUCUCCAGAUUUGACCGUGGUGCCUUUGCUCUCGCCUCCAAGAGCCACCGAUCUCUCGUAGCUUCCUCUGAGUUCUUCGGCCUGAAAACAUCCAUCGAGGAAAAUCUCUACGUAUGCAUGCGCUUCUCUCCUGACCCAAACCCAAGCUGGUUCAUCCUCAACACCACGCUGCGUCGGCUAUGCUCGAUCCCGUCAAACCCUAAUCCGGCUCCGGAUUCAUCAUCCUCUUACGUGGUGGUGGGUCGGGGAAUCUACGUACUUGGUGGUCGCAUAAAAGGUGGACGUCGCUCUUCGGAUGUAUGGUUCCUCGAUUGUUUCUCUCACACGUGGAGCCGCGUCGCGUCCAUGAAGCUGCGUCGUGCUUCCGCACAUGCAAACCUUUUAGAGGGAAAGAUUUACGUGUUUGGAGGGUGCGGAGGUAGACACUCAAACUGGGGAGAGGUUUUCGAUCCAGAGACCCAAACUUGGAGUAAAUGGCUUGACCUGCCAUACGUAAAAAUCAACAUCCACCAAAGUGUGGCGAUAGAGAAGAAGAAGAUGAUUUUCGCUGUAGAUAAGGAUUAUGGAUACGUGAAAUUAUAUCCAAGAAAACACAUUGAUUGGUGUUACAUACGGAAAGUUUUAUACUGCCGUGGUAGCCACGGAAGAGUAAUGUGGUGUGAUCCAGAUGAUAUUGAUUGGAAAGAAGUCAAGGGUUUGGAAGAUCUGCUGCAACCGUCGUGGCAACCUCUCUGUACUGAUAGUCCAUGUGGCAGUCAGAUGCCGUGUUAUGAUAUCUGCAGACUCAGCAGAAACUCUGCUGGCAACAUUGUCAUCUUCUGGAAAGAUCUUGAGAGUUUUGAGCUUUGGUGUGCCGAGAUUUCCAUUGAGAAACGCCAGGGAAUAGAGAUUUGGGGAAGAUUGAAUGGUCACAUCCUGUCUUAA